AUGUCAUCACAUACGUUCGAUCAGCACGAGCGCGAAAACACCGUCUCUUCCUCAUCCACCGCCGACUCUUCCACACUUCCCACCGGCUCACGCGAGAACGAGCAACACACCAGCACCACAACCUCGCAUCCAUCAGAUUCGCAUCGCGACGCUUCCUCGUCCACUUCCACCGCCACGGCUCUUCCCAAUGAUCCAUCCAUCACCAACGCCGCUCCUUCCGCAUCCUUGGCUACGCGUCGCGCUGGCCGCGUCCACUGGGACGGCUCCUCCAACGCAGCCAGCUUACGUCGCGGCGGUCAGCUUCAGAUUCGUUCCGGAGGCGCGCUCGCAGGUCCAACCGUCACCGUGAGAGGCGCCGCUCCAUCUCAGGCCCAAACUCGACAAGGCCUCAGCCUCGGAUCCGUGCGCCGCAAUCAUCAUCCAGGCCCGCUCAACAUUGCAGAGCGUCUCACUCCUCAGAACGAAAUGCCCGCGUCGUCGUCCUCUCCGCCUCUUCCCAAACCCUCCGCUGCUCCCGCCGCAGAGGCAUCCACACAGGCUGCCGCCACAACAGCCCAAAAGAUCCCCACCCUCUCCCUCACCGGCGCCAAGGGCCUCGACGAACAGGGUCUCGACAAUCGCGCCUUUCUCGAGCUUCAGCGUGAGCUUCAGAGGCACGAGGCUCUCAGCGACGAUGGCGCAAGUCACCUCAGCUGGCAAGAAAACGACCGCACUCAAGACAGCGCAGGUCGCGAUCGCCUAGCACAGGUCUUUGCCGAUCGCGAGCGAGAUCGCGAAGAACGUCGCAGACGACAGCGCACAGCAGACGCCAACGGCACCGACACCCCCGCCACCUUUGGCGAUGUCAGCGGCGCAGCCACUCCCGGAUCCGCCACCAGCGACAGCAGCUACGAUCCCGCCAACGACUCGGACCUCGACCACAUCGACCUCGUCGCGGGCGAGACCGACGGCAUGCCUUCGCGCAUCAAAAAGCCCAAGGAUCACACCGCCGACGCCGACGACCAGCCCAAAGGCUGGGCAAAGCUUCGCGGCAUCUUUGGUCGUCCACCACCCGACGACGAGGAUCAGGAAGAAAAAGGCCAAGUUCCUGCCCCCAUCCUCGACCGGGCCGCUGCCAAGGCUCAGGACGAAGGCGGCCCCACCAACUGGAAGUCGGUCCCCGUAGAGACCUCCAGCGGUCUUCAUACCGGCGAUGGGCCCCGACGUCGUCCCAACAAGUUUGAGCGCGAGGCAGCCAGGCUCGUCCAACAGCACAAGCUUGCUCAGCAGCGUCAGGAGGCCCUCGACCGCAUCGGCCGAUCCCACCUCCCCGACACCGGUGCCACCACGCCUGACCCCAUGGAGACCACCAUGAACAUGGACGCGCGCCCCGUCGCUUCCGGCGGCGUCCUCGGCAACCUCUUGCGCCUCUACGAGCAGCAGCAGCGCGACAUCUCGGCCAGGAGCGCCGCCACCAGCUCCGUCGCCAGCAACAGCGAGUACAAUCCCGACGGCGACGGCAGGCCGCUCUUUGGCAACCACGAGACGGCAGAGUCGAUCCAGGCAAAGCUCGACUCGCCAGGCUUUCAGCGCAAGCUCGAGCGCUACGAAAAGCGUCGCGGCAUGUCGCUCCACAACAUUGGCCUGCCCAGCCCCAACCUCACGCAGACCUUCGCCAAAGUCGGCACCGCCGCCGUCUCCACCUCGUCCAAGGUCAUGCGCGGCGUCGCCAACGAGACGGGCAUCGAGAGUGCGCUCGACGAAAGACCCAAGGCGGCCAGGAGCGGCGCAGGCGUGUUUGGUGCGCUCGUAGCCACCACGGGCAACCUCGUCGGCGCCGUCUCGCCGCAGCAUGCACAGCUCGGCCCCAACCCAAAGCGUCCCGGCUGGUCGCUCGACCGCUACCUCUUGCCCGAGAUGAAUGCAAAGACGCUCAAGCGCACCGCACAGAUCGUCGCCGACGCAGCCCCCACGCCGUACCGUCGCAGCAACGUCGGUUCUCCGCUCGCUUCGCGCAGCCACUCGCUCCCCACCAGUCCUGAUCCCGAACGUCGCGACAGCUCCACCCAGGCCAACUCGCCCUCCGCCUCUGGCCACGCCACUCCGCACAAGAAGCGUCCGAGCUCGAUCAUGCACCUGCCCACGCGCUCCCACACGGGCGGCAGCUCGGUCGACGGCCACGGCGCCAUCGCAAGCGGCGGCAUCCGCAAGCGCCACCUCAUCCCGGGCGCCAUGUCGCGCGCAUGGACGCACUCGAACCUCAACACGCCCGACGUCAAUGCCGGCCUUGGCCCCGACUACUUUGGGCCCGAGGCGGAAAAGAUGCACUCGGACUACCACAAGCAAGAGUGGCAGCGCAAGCUCAAGAAGCGCGCCAAGGACAAGAAGCGCAAGGAGGAGAUCUUUAUCACCAUGCACGUCGCCGCCAUCCUGCAGCGCCAGCAGUUUAUCAUGAAGCUCGCGCGCGCGCUCAUGAUGUUUGGCGCGCCCACGCAUCGCAUCGAGACGCAGAUCCAGCAGACCGGACGCGUGCUCGACAUCAACUGCCGCUGCAUCUACCUGCCCAACCUCAUGCUCAUUGCGUUUGGUGACGACACCACACACACUUCCGAGACCAAGUUCAUCAAGCAAGGCUCCGGGCUCGACCUCACCAAGCUCACCGACAUGCACACUAUCUAUUGGAACGUCAUCCACGACAAGAUCGGCGUCGAGGAGGCCUCGAACCAGCUCGACGAGCUCAUGCGACGCAAACCCAUCAUCGGUCGAUGGCCCAUGGUGUUGAUCGGCGGAUUCGCAUCGGCGUUUAUCUGCGUCGGUCCGCAAGGGUUCAACGGCAGCUUUAUCGACGCGCUCAUGGCGUUUCCCCUGGGUGCGUUUCUGGUGUACUGCCAGUCGAUCAUCACCACCGAGCUGUACAGCAACGUGUUUGAGAUCGUCUUUGCCACGCUCAACUCGUUUGUCGCCGCAGCGGUGCAGAGCUCGGGCUACUUCUGCUAUGCCGCCGUCGUGUCCGGCUCGAUCGUGCUCAUCCUGCCCGGCUUUAUCGUGCUGAGCGGCUCGCUCGAGCUGCAGUCCAAGAACUUGAUCGCAGGAUCGGUUCGGUUAGUAUAUGCCAUCAUCUACUCGCUCUUUCUUGGGUUUGGCAUCUCGAUUGGCGUUUCGUUCUGGCAGCUGUUUUCGAGCAAUACCUCGACCGAGGGGUUCAACAAUUGCAGCUUGCCACAUACGGAUCAGUGGUGGAGGUCGGACGUAGCCGAGAUUUGGGCGAUCUUGACGGCGCCGGCGUACUCGAUCUGUUUGUCGCUGCGCAACCAAGCCAAGGUUACGCGCAAAGAGUUUCCGGUCAUGGUGCUCAUCGCGUGUGGCGGGUGGGCUUGCAACCACUUUGCUGCCAAGGCGACUGCACUGUCGCGACGACAGGACGUCACUGCCGCGCUGGGAUCGCUGGCCGUAGGCACCAUGGCCAACAUUUACGGGCGCAUCUUUGACGGGCGCAGCUUUGUCGUGUCGGUGCCGGGUAUCCUGUUCCAGCUGCCAAGUGGUCUGUCGAACGGCGGUGGACUGCUCAACUUUGCGAGCAACCAGGACUCGACUUCCGCCUUUGCGUCUGGUUUCACCGUCGCACAGUCGCUCGUCGAGGUAGCCCUCGGUCUGACGGUCGGUCUAUUCGCCAGUACCGUGCUGUCGUACCUGCUCGGCGGCCGAAAGAUGCGCAACGGCGGCGGUCUCUUUAGCUUCUAG
Molecule: messenger RNA, 3720 nt
Organism: Moesziomyces antarcticus
Lineage: Eukaryota; Fungi; Basidiomycota; Ustilaginomycetes; Ustilaginales; Ustilaginaceae
Product: DUF1212-domain-containing protein
Exons: 1
Coding region: 1-3720 (1239 amino acids)
Biological process (GO): transmembrane transport
Molecular function (GO): transmembrane transporter activity
Source: RefSeq, a predicted model, not a curated record